Sorghum bicolor (sorghum) is the source of this 1241-nucleotide messenger RNA. Its product is annotated as basic blue protein-like. Gene Ontology annotation, cellular component: plasma membrane. Bases 411 to 953 code for a protein of 180 amino acids. The record is from RefSeq and is a predicted model, not a curated record. Gene Ontology annotation, molecular function: electron transfer activity. NCBI's taxonomy places the organism in Eukaryota, Viridiplantae, Streptophyta, Magnoliopsida, Poales, Poaceae. The transcript has 2 exons.
AGACGAGGAAAAGUUGAACCCAAUUCAAAGGAGGCCAGGGGCGGCCAAUGCAAGCGUGGACCAACGACUCCCUCUCCUUCCUCGCUCCUCUGCACCCGGCCGCAUGCAGCUGGCUUUGAACUGCUUCAUUGCUCGCUCGCUCGCUCUAUAAAAGGGAACCGAUCGAUCGUGCUAGCUAUGCAACCCUGCUGUGUCAUCUAGAGAUCUCAUCCACAUAUAUACAUCGUGCUAGCUAGUCAUCUAGAGAUCUCAUCCACAUAUAUACAUCGAUAAAGCUAGCUAGCUACUAGUACACCUUCUGUGUGGCUGCCUAGCUCUAGCUCGAUCGAUCGUCCACAAGCAAGCAAGCCAGCUCGAUCGCCGCUCCAACGAACGUAAUUAACCUCGCUCGCUCAUCGUCGUAUCUAGCCAUGGCGUCCCGUUCCGCUCUGAUCGCGCUGCUCGUCGUUGUGAGCUCCGUGGCGGCGGCCUCGGCGGCCACGUUCACCGUCGGCGACAGUAGCGGGUGGACUCUUGGCAACGUCAACUACGACAACUGGGCCAGUGGCAAGACCUUCGCAGCUGGUGAUCAGCUAGUGUUCAACUUCGCGACCGGUGCCCACGACGUUGUGGUGGUGGACAAGAGCGGAUACGACAGCUGCUCCACCAGCAACGCCGCCAACACCAUCCAGACCGGACCGGCCACCGUCACCCUCACCUCCGGCACUCACUACUACAUCUGCGGCAUCACCGGCCACUGCGGUGCCGGCAUGAAGCUCACUGUCACCGUCGGCUCCGGCUCCGGCUCCUCCCCCUCGACGCCCCCGACCCCCGCCGGCAGCACACCCGCCACCCCCAGCGCCCCUGCCCCGGCUGGCACUGGCACCCCGGGCAGCGCGUCCGUGCGCCUCACGGCCGGCCCCGCGCUCGCCGUGGCCGCCGCCGCCUUGCUCGUCAAGCUCGCCCUCUUCUGAUGAUCAUACCAUCCUGAUCUUGUGAGCCAGGGUAGAGGCAGUGCAGGAUUAUUAUCAUAUUCUUGUUGAUGAUCGAGCUACCGUUUGCGUUUUCAUUCUGACGGCCGGCAUGUACGUACGGUAGAGAGAGAGCUAGCUACACUACACUGCAGGUUAUUAUUUGCUGAUUUAAUUUCGUGAUGUACUACUGUAUCAUUGAUGCAUGCUUUCUUUAUUGUUGUUUGCCUUGGCUUGCUUGUGUAUCUUCUUCAUUAUUCAUGGUGUCUAAAUUAUUAUUUCUCUUCUCCA